AUGGAUAAAAAAUUUUUAACAAUUGUUGUUGCUCUGGAUGAUUGUAAUGGUAUUGGACGUAAUAAUACAAUUCCAUGGCAUAUUAAAAAUGAUUUAAAAUUUUUUCGUCAUGUAACAUCAAAAGUAAAUGAUUCAAAUAAACAAAAUGCUAUUAUUGUUGGACGAAAAACAUAUGAAACAUUUCCAAAACCAUUACCAAAUCGUUUAAAUAUUGUUGUUACUAGUAAUCGAUCAUUACCAAAUACAAAUUAUUCAAAUGUUACAUGUGUUGAAACAUUUAAUGAUGCAUUAAAAUGUGCAAAUGAAAAUUUAAAUAUUGAAAAUAUCUUUAUUAUUGGUGGAGUAUUAAUUUAUGAAGAAGCAAUGAAAACAAAUCUUGUUAAACAUAUAUUUGUAACACGUGUUAAAGGUGAUUUUCAAUGUACAGCUGUUUGGUCAUCAUUUGAUGUAUCAAAUUUUAAACGUAUUGAACCGAUUCCUGAUGAAUAUCGACAAUUUUUUGAAGAUUCACAUGAAAAUCAAGAUGAAAAUAAUAAAACACCCUCAUAUCAUUUAGAAAUCUAUGAACGAGAUAUUUGA
This is a messenger RNA of Rotaria sordida, 579 nucleotides long. Lineage: Eukaryota; Metazoa; Rotifera; Eurotatoria; Philodinida; Philodinidae. The record is from the annotation of a GenBank genome assembly.